UUGCCGAUUCGUGCGUUGACGUUUCUCGGUUUGUCAAACGUCAUCCCGCUGCGAUCUCGCGCAUCUCGGGUUUUGCGCCGGGUGGGAGCUUCUCGCGGCCGGAAGCCGCGCUACGCCGGAAGUCAACUCUGACGUAGUGGGUCGAGCGACGAAGCGUACGCUUCCAUUUUCUCGAGCCUUACGACGAACACGGGGAACACGUGCUUCGUCGCCGGUCGCCGCGCACACGACACGCUCUGCUCGUGCGAGAAAUCGCGUGGGUGAUUUCUCAUCAAGCAACCCCCUUCGCGCCCCGUCGCUCCUCGUUCCUCGACGCACGACAGGGAAGUUAAGAAUGAAUCCCGAGAAGCUCAAGAAGCUGCAGGCCCAGGUGCGAAUCGGCGGUAAGGGUACACCCCGACGCAAGAAGAAGGUUGUGCACGCAACUGCUGCCACAGAUGACAAAAAGUUACAGAGUUGUUUAAAGAAACUUUCUGUAAAUACAAUUCCCGGUAUAGAAGAAGUUAAUAUGAUCAAAGAUGACGGUACAGUCAUUCACUUUAAUAAUCCAAAAGCCCAGGCCAGUCUAUCUGCUAACACAUUUGCCAUUACUGGUCAUGGGGAAAAUAAACAGAUAACUGAGAUGUUACCAGGAAUAUUGAGUCAACUUGGUCCCGAGGGGCUGACACAGCUGAAACGAUUAGCGAGCACAGUCGCUGGAAGUGCAGUCGGUAAAGCCACAUUGGAAGAAGACGAUGAGGUGCCUGAUCUAGUGGAGAACUUUGACGAAGCUAGCAAAGAGGAGGUUGCUCCAAAAAAGGAAGUAGAUGAAAAUGAUAAACCAAAUGGUGAAAAAAAAGAUGCCAUUAUUAUUGAAGAGAAGAAAGAAGCUCCAUUAGCUACAUCUGAGGCUUAAGAAAAAAAAUAUCGAGAUGUUUCAUACAACAAUUGAAGUUGUAAUUGAGGAAUCAAGAGAGGUGUGAGUUGCAAAAGCAAUGGAUAAAUGAAGCACUAUACAUACGUUAUAGAUACUUGACAUAAACCUUAUGAUACUUGCUAAUAUAAGUAACAGUUGACAAGAAAUAAAAAAGCUGUUACAAAAAUCAAAAAGAUUUUCCAACGAUAUUAUUUUAUUAUUUUGGUGCUACCACUAAAGAUAAUCUUUGCUUCAAAUUAGUCGAAAUGUUCUUAUUCGCCCCCGAAUUAAUAUCGUGUGACGCUUUAACCAUUUAAAAUGUCGAUAAAACUUGAACAUUUAGCCCAAUCACAGAAUUAUAAUAAAGAAUUAAUAUGCUACAAUUUUGUUAUUAAUGAUACAUUGAUAGAAAUGCAUAAGCAAAUUUCUUUUUUGAAAUUACAUUGAAUUUU
Messenger RNA from Camponotus floridanus (Florida carpenter ant), 1347 nucleotides. RefSeq names its product transcription factor BTF3 homolog 4 (gene bic). Gene Ontology annotation, cellular component: cytosol; nascent polypeptide-associated complex. The record is from RefSeq and is a predicted model, not a curated record. The transcript has 4 exons. NCBI's taxonomy places the organism in Eukaryota, Metazoa, Arthropoda, Insecta, Hymenoptera, Formicidae. The coding region runs from base 335 to 895 and encodes 186 amino acids.